This is a messenger RNA of Aspergillus saccharolyticus JOP 1030-1, 1876 nucleotides long. It is a transcript of the gene she9, whose product is annotated as putative mitochondrion biogenesis protein (She9). Gene Ontology annotation, biological process: inner mitochondrial membrane organization. The record is from RefSeq and is a predicted model, not a curated record. Lineage: Eukaryota; Fungi; Ascomycota; Eurotiomycetes; Eurotiales; Aspergillaceae. Bases 86 to 1660 code for a protein of 524 amino acids. The transcript is spliced from 2 exons. Gene Ontology annotation, cellular component: mitochondrial inner membrane.
CGAUCCUCAGGAACACCGACACCGACACCGACACCGAAGCUACAGCAUCUGCGUUGGCUUCUUGUCAGCCUUAGCAGCAGCGGUCAUGCAGUCCAUGCCAUUGCUGCUCAGGCAGUCAAUUCGGUCCAGCUUCAACAAUCUCACCCGCACCUCCUCCCGCCCGGUGCGAAGACCGCUACUGCCCGCCGGUGUCCCGCAGGCUCUUUACCGUGGCAGAGACACACCUCGGAACUUCUCGAUCUGCCUGCAAUGUCAAAUCCGGUCGCAGAGCUCCCUGUACGCCUCGAAUGAAGACCUGGAGAAGAAACAAGAUGUGAUCAUCCUUGGAGCCCCUCCCGCCAAAGACACGCCGCCGGCACCGUCGCCGUCAAGUAUCCCUGACCAGAACCCGCAUACUGAGUCGGAUGCGGGGAGAGACACUCCCGCCGCUGUCCCUGGGGAAGACCAAGCGUCAGCGACAGCUCCCCCCGAAGCUGCAGAGCAAGAAGCAAAGAAGGACGGUGGUGAUGCAGACGCUGCGGGUUCCGCAUCGCAACCCGGAGGCCUUCCAUCCUACCUGGAGAAUCGACGGUCGCAGUUCGCCAAACAGUUCAGCACUGUAAUGGACAACCUUCAAUCGAACAUUUUCGUGGCCGGCCAGCGAUUGAACGAUCUAACAGGCUACUCCGCGAUUGAGGCUCUGAAGAAGGACAUUCAAUUCCAAGAGGAACGACUCCGAGCUGCCCGCCACCGAGUCCGCACCGCCAAGGACGCCUAUGCCGCCGCAAUCAAUGAACGAUCGACCUCUCAGCGCGAGGUCAACGAGCUCCUGCAGCGCAAGCAUGCCUGGUCGGCCGCCGACCUGGAACGGUUCACCCACCUCUACCGCAACGAUCAUACCAACGAAGUGGCCGAGAACGAAGCGCAGCAGGCCCUGACCGAGGCUGAGCGCGAGGCCGAAGAAGCCGCCGCCCAACUGAACAAGAGCAUCCUGUCGCGUUACCACGAGGAGCAGGUCUGGUCGGACAAGAUCCGCCGGAUGAGCACCUGGGGCACCUGGGGCCUGAUGGGCGUCAAUGUGCUGCUAUUCCUGAUCUUCCAGAUCGCCGUAGAACCCUGGCGUCGUAAGCGGCUGGUCAAGGGCUUCGAGGAGAAGGUCAUUGAGGCCAUCGAGAAGGAAAAGACCCUGAACCAGGCGCAGAUCCUGAACCUGCAGACCGAGUUCUCCCAGCAGGUCGCAUUGGCCAACAAAGCCUUGCCCGAACGCGAGGCUGCUGCAGCUCUCACCGCAGCCUCUGAAGCCGCAACCCCAGCAGUUGCCCCCGAGGACCCCGUCACCAUGGCCGCUGCCGCCAGCGAAGCUAUCCCGCACGAGCAGGAUGCACCCGUGCCCGCUUCGGUAACGCCUGAGCCCGUCGAAACCCAAGCUACCCCAACAGCCGCCACUCCUUUCCCCUCAAACAACAAACUCGAAAACGUCCUCCAGAGCUGCAAGAUUCACUACUCGCGCAUCCCUCCCUACGCUACCAUCAUCGAAUCCUCGCGGCGCUAUCUUCGAGACCUCUUCAGUGACCGCCAGAUCACCAUGACCCAGCGGGACCACUCGAUCCUUGCUAUCCAGAGCGCUGCCGCUGGUGCGGCUGUCGUUGGGUUGCUGGCGUUCUUCAUCCGGCCCCAAUGAGGGACAGGCUCUGUAAAGGCCAUUAUGCGGAGUUGCAACUGUGCCGAAAGGACGCCUUUCUGUGUAUCUUGUGUAAUAAAGCAGCGAUCUGUUUGAGAGGUUCAGCGUCCCUGUAUGUAUUUGUAUAAAGAUCCUUAAGACAUAAAUAAAGCGAUGAGCAUGUUUGAUUAUUUUGGACCUCUUGAGUAUUACAUGAUUCUGAGGGGGCUUGAUAAU